AUGCUUCUCUUGAAGAGGGAUGAAGUAUUAAUGGAAGAGAACAUGUAUGGAGCACUCCAUAUUCUUGAAAAUAUUAAUGUGGAGAAUUCUAAAUUUAGUUGUGCAGUUGGUAGUACUGUGCAAUGUUUCCAUGACAUUAAUGGAAUAAAAGACGAAAGGAAUUGGAAAAGCACACGUACAUUCCUUGUUUCCUCCCAUGUCCUAGAUGGAUGA
Plasmodium inui San Antonio 1 is the source of this 213-nucleotide messenger RNA. RefSeq lists its product as hypothetical. The transcript has a single exon. The record is from RefSeq and is a predicted model, not a curated record. NCBI's taxonomy places the organism in Eukaryota, Apicomplexa, Aconoidasida, Haemosporida, Plasmodiidae. The coding region runs from base 1 to 213 and encodes 70 amino acids.